This is a messenger RNA of Meriones unguiculatus (Mongolian gerbil), 6026 nucleotides long. RefSeq names its product cysteine rich transmembrane BMP regulator 1 (gene Crim1). The record is from RefSeq and is a predicted model, not a curated record. The transcript has 17 exons. Gene Ontology annotation, cellular component: extracellular region. Lineage: Eukaryota; Metazoa; Chordata; Mammalia; Rodentia; Muridae. Gene Ontology annotation, molecular function: protein binding; serine-type endopeptidase inhibitor activity. The coding region runs from base 579 to 3692 and encodes 1037 amino acids.
CAGCCGGAGCGGCGGAGGCUCCAGCCAUAAACAAGCGCCCGGAGGAGCGGCGCGGGAGAGAGGCGAGCCGGGCGCGCGGAGCGGACGCCGCGGACCUUCUGCUGUGCUACCGCGCCCACUCGGCGGCUCGGGAGGCGGGGACCGGCCCGGAGGCUGCGCCGCCGUCCGUCUUCACCCGGCGACCAGGAGCCUAGCGGAGGACCAGGGGGAGCCACUAGCCCUGCUCCGGAGCGGAGCGCAGCCACCGCCGCCGCCAGAAGUUUGGGUUGAACCGGAGCCGCGGCGAGGAAACUUUUUUUCCCCCUCUUUUCCCCCUCCCGCCCGGGAGGAGAAGGAGGAGGAGGGGAAGCCACCCGCCACCGCUGCCGCUGGCGCCAACGCUCGUGGGCUCCGGGUCGGCGCGGCCCGCAGGGGCGGCGGGGGCCUCGCCCCGCGAGGGGAGGAGCGCCCCGGGGGCCCCGAGGGGGGCACGGGGACCGCGGGCUGCGGGUGCGGCGGCGGCGCGUGUGCCCCGCGCAGGGGAGGGCGCCCGCCCCGCUCCCGGCCCGGCUGCGAGGAGGAGGCGGCGGCGCAGGAGGAUGUACUUGGUGGCGGGGGGCAGGGGGCUGGCCGGCUGCGGGCACCUCUCGGUCUCGCUGCUGGGGCUGCUGCUGCUGCUGGCGCGCUCGGGCACCCGGGCGCUGGUCUGCCUGCCCUGUGACGAGUCCAAGUGCGAGGAGCCUCGGAGCUGCCCGGGGAGCAUCGUGCCGGGCGUCUGCGGCUGCUGCUACAUGUGCGCCCGCCAGAGGAACGAGAGCUGCGGUGGAGCCUACGGGCUCCACGGAGCCUGCGACCGGGGGCUGCGCUGUGUCAUCCGCCCCCCGCUCAAUGGCGACUCCAUCACCGAGUACGAAGUGGGCGUCUGCGAAGAUGAGGACUGGGACGAUGACCAGCUGCUUGGUUUUGAACCAUGCAAUGAAAAUCUUAUCUCGGGCUGCAACAUAAUCAAUGGGAAGUGUGAAUGUGACACCAUCCGGACCUGCAACAAUCCCUUUGAGUUUCCGAGGAAGGAUAUGUGCCUUUCAGCAUUAAAAAGGAUCGAAGAAGAGAAGCCAGAUUGCUCCAAGGCCCGCUGCGAAGUGCAGUUCUCUCCACGUUGUCCCGAAGAUUCCAUUCUGAUCGAGGGCUAUGCUCCUCCCGGGGAGUGCUGUCCUUUACCCAGCCGCUGCGUGUGUGACCCUGCGGGCUGUCUGCGCAAAGUCUGCCAGCCGGGAUACCUGAACAUUCUAGUGUCAAAAGCCUCAGGGAAGCCGGGAGAGUGCUGUGACCUCUAUGAGUGCAAACCAGUUUUCAGCGUGGACUGCAGCACCGUGGAGUGUCCCCCUGUCCAGCAGGCCGUGUGCCCCCUGGACAGCUAUGAAACUCAAGUGCGGUUCACAGCGGACGGCUGCUGUACCCUGCCAGCAAGAUGCGAGUGUCUCUCUGGCUUAUGUGGUUUCCCCGUUUGUGAGGUGGGAUCUGCUCCCCGAAUAGUCUCUCGUGGAGAUGGGACACCUGGAAAGUGCUGUGAUGUCUUUGAAUGUGUUAAUGAAACAAAGCCAGCCUGCGUGUUCAACAGUGUGGAGUAUUCCGACGGAGAAAUGUUUCGAAUGGACAACUGUCGCUUCUGUCGAUGCCAAGGGGGCGUCUCCAUCUGCUUCACCGCGCAGUGUGGGGAACUGACCUGCGAGCGAUACUAUGUGCCUGAAGGGGAGUGCUGCCCCGUGUGCGAAGAUCCCAUCUAUCCUUUUAACAACCCUGCUGGCUGCUAUGCCAAUGGCCAGAUCCGCGCCCACGGGGACCGGUGGAGGGAAGAUGACUGUACCUUCUGCCAGUGCAUCAACGGAGAACCUCACUGUGUGGCCACGGCCUGUGGGCAGAGCUGCAUGCACCCCGUGAAAGUGCCUGGGGAGUGUUGCCCAGUGUGUGAAGAACCAACCUACAUCACGAUUGAUCCACCUGCGUGCGGGGAGUUAUCAAACUGCACUCUGAAAGAGAAGGACUGCAUUUAUGGCUUCAAACUGGAUCACAAUGGCUGUCGAACCUGUCAGUGCAAAAACAGGGAGGAACUGUGCUUAGGCCUUAAAAAGGCCUGCACCUUGGAUUGUCCCUUUGGCUUCCUCACCGAUGUCCACAACUGUGAGCUCUGUCAGUGCCGCCCACGGCCCAAGAAGUGCAGACCCACAAUGUGCGACAAGUUUUGUCCGCUUGGAUUCCUGAAGAAUAAGCAUGGCUGUGACAUCUGUCGCUGUAAGAAAUGUCCAGAGCUGCCAUGCAGUAAGAUCUGCCCCUUGGGCUUUCAGCAGGACAGCCAUGGCUGCCUUAUCUGCAAGUGCAGAGAGGUCCCUACUUCAGCCGGGCCACCUGUCCUGUCAGGCACAUGUCUGUCCAUGGAUGGCCAUCAUCAUAAAAAUGAGGAAAGCUGGCAUGAUGGGUGCCGGGAAUGCUACUGUCACAGUGGAAGGGAAAUGUGUGCCCUCAUCACCUGCCCGGUGCCUGCAUGUGGCAACCCCACCAUCCGUCCUGGACAGUGCUGCCCAUCAUGUGCAGAUGACUUUGUCGUGCAGAAGCCAGAGCUCAGCACUCCAUCCAUUUGCCACGCACCCGGAGGAGAGUACUUCGUGGAAGGGGAAACUUGGAACAUUGACUCCUGCACACAGUGCACCUGUCACAGUGGCCGGGUGCUGUGUGAGACGGAGGUGUGCCCACCACUGCUCUGCCAGAACCCCUCACGCACCCAGGACUCCUGCUGCCCACAGUGUACAGAUGAACCUCUUCAGCCUUCCACAUCCCAUAAUGAGAGCGUGCCUAGUUACUGCAAAAAUGAUGAAGGGGAUAUAUUCCUGGCAGCUGAGUCCUGGAAGCCUGACGUUUGCACCAGCUGUGUGUGCAUGGAUAGCGUAAUUAGCUGUUACUCUGAGUCUUGCCCUUCCGUGUCCUGUGAAAGACCUGUUUUGAGGAAAGGCCAGUGUUGUCCCUACUGCCUAGAGGACACAGUUCCAAAGAAAGUGGUGUGUCACUUCAGUGGGAAGACCUAUGCUGACGAGGAGCGCUGGGACAUUGACAGCUGCACACACUGCUACUGCCUGCAGGGCCAGACCCUCUGCUCGACUGUCAGCUGCCCCCCACUGCCCUGCACUGAGCCCAUCAAGGUGGAAGGAAGUUGCUGCCCGAUGUGCCCAGAAAUGUAUGUUCCAGAGCCAACCAAUGUACCCAUCGAGAAGAAAAAUCACCGGGGAGAGAUUGACCUGGAGGUCCCCUUGUGGCCCACCCCAAGUGAAAAUGACAUCAUCCAUCUCCCAAGAGAUCUGGGUCACCUCCAAGUGGACUACAGAGAUAAUAACAGGCUGCACCCGACUGAAGACUCAUCACUGGACUCCAUUGUCUCGGUUGUGGUCCCCAUAAUAAUAUGCCUCUCCAUCAUAAUAGCAUUCCUGCUCAUCAACCAGAAGAAACAGUGGGUACCACUGCUGUGCUGGUACCGGACACCAACUAAGCCUUCUUCCUUGAAUAAUCAGCUGGUAUCUGUGGACUGCAAGAAAGGCACUCGCGUCCAGGUGGACGGUUCCCAGAGAAUGCUAAGAAUUGCUGAACCAGAUGCACGAUUCAGUGGCUUCUACAGCAUGCAGAAACAGAACCAUCUACAGGCAGACAAUUUCUACCAGACGGUGUGAACACAGGCUGCAGCAUGGAUGAGGUUUUGAAAGACAGGAAAACAACAAAAAUCUGCUCUUUAAAGUAAACUAGAAUUUGUGCACUUGCUUAGUGGGUUGUAUCAGACUGUGACUUGGUGUCUGGCACUAAGGUCUUGACUGGGACGGGCUCUGUCUACAGCAUUGUGCAGAACAAGCAUUCCCACCUGGCCUCAAGAUCACUGACCACAUGUUUUCAUAGAACCAAAGUUUUCAAACUUGCUAAAGUAUAUUUGCUUGUAAGAUAGCUGUAGAGACAUUUGGGGGUGGGAACAGAGAGUUUGGUGGGGGAAAUGGGUUGGGAGGGUAGAGUUGGGAAGUAAAAAAAAAAAAACAAACAAACACAAAAAUGGUCAGCUUGGCUCGGGGAGAAAGCCAGUUAAAAAAAAUAAAAGCAAUUCAUGGCCCAGAGAAAAAAAAAUUUUCCUGUUGCUCUGAAGACUGUGUUGGUUGCUGCAAAGCUCGGGCCUGAAUGAGCAGGAACACAAAAGGCCUUGCAAUCCAGCUGCCAUACCACCAGACAAGCGCAUCAGAACUCUUGAUAGCCAUCCCAGGUCUAAAGCCACAAGUUUCUCUUCUAUACAGUCACAGCUGCAGUAGGCAGUGAGGAAGCCAGGGAGACGCAUAGCAACGUUUCUCGAAAGCAGGUUAUUGAGGAUGUGUACAGUUACUCUUUUACUGCUUCUGUUUUCUUCCGUGCCAAUCAGCCAGUUCCUAGUAGAGACAGCAGAUGGGUAGGAACAAGGUCACGUCUUGACCUGAGCACUGGAGCGUUUCUUACCAAGGGGCAGGAAGGAGGGCAAGGGUGAAGGACACCAGGCAUUUCCAGGGGCUAUACAUCAAUGUUUGUUGUUGUUUUCUUCUGUUAUAUCGUUGGUUGUUCAUAGUUUUGUUGAAGCUCUAGCUUAAGAAACUUUAAAAAAAAAAAAAAAAGACUGUUUGGGAUUUUUCUUUCCUUAUUAUAUACUGAUUCUACAAAAUAGAAACUACUUCAUUUUAAUUGUAUUAUUCAAGCACCUUUGUUGAAGCUCAAAAAAAAAGAUGCCUCUUUAAACUUUAGCAAUUAUAGGAAUAUUUAUGUAACUAUCUUAUGCUUCAAAAACAAGAGUAUUUGUGUGCAUGUGUAUAUAAUAUAUAUACAUAUAUAUUUAUACACAUACAAUUUAUGUUUUCCUGUUGAAUGUAUUUUUAUGAGAUUUUAACCAGAACAAAGGCAGAUAAACAGGCAUUCCAUAGCAAUGCUUCUGAUCACUUAGGGAUUUUUGAAUAACACAGUCUCAUUUACCUACAGUUUAAUUGGAAAGGAAAGUGUGUAUGUGUGAUGUGUGUGUGUGUGUGUGUGUGUGGUGUGUGUGUACAUACUUUGAGCAACCAGCAUUUCACCUGCUAUGGAAAGGAUAUUCCUUUAUUAAAAUUUUUCUUCUUCAUUUGAAUUUGCUUUCACUUGGUUUCCAAUUCACUCACUGGCCAGAGACACUGAUGGCAGUUUUCUAUCUGCAUCACUAAUCAGCUCCUGGAUUUUUUUUUUUUUUUCAAACAACUGUUUGAAACAACUACUGGAAUAUUGUCCACAAUAAGCUGGAAGUUUGUUGUAGUUUGCCUCAGAUGUAACUGACUGUAUACUAUAGUGUUAACUUUUCAAACAGCUCUUAGCACUUUUAUACUAAUGACCCAGUUGUGCAUUGACUUUCCUUUUAAAAAUGCUUGUUGUGAAAGACACGGAUACCCAGUAUGCUUAAUGUGAAAAGAAAAUAUGUUCUGUUUUGUAAAGGAACUUUCAAGUAUUGUUGUAAAUACUUGGACAGAGGUUGCUGAACUUAAAAAAAUUAAUUUAUUAUUAUAAUGACCUAAUUUAUUAAUCUGAAGAUUAACCAUUUUUUGUCUUAGAAUAUCAAAAAGAAAAAGGUGUUCUAGCUGUUUGCAUCAAAGGAAAAAGAUUUAUUAUCAAGGGGCAAUAUUUUUAUCUAUUUCCAAAAUAAAUUUGUUAAUGCUAUGUUACUAAAAUAGACUUACAUCAGCCUGAUUAGUAUAAAAUUUUGUUGACAAUUUAUCCAUUCCUGGCAUAAGAAAAAAGUACUUUAUCAAAAAAUUGUAAAUGCUUGCUUUUUUGUUUUUUCAAUCAUGGCCAUAUGAAAAUACUAACAGGAUAUAGGACAAGGUGUAAAUUUUUUUUAUUAUUAUUUUAAAGAUAUGAUUUAUCCUGAGUGCUGUAUCUAUUACUCUUUUACUUUGGUUCCUGUUGUGCUCUUGUAAAAGAAAAACAAAUAUAAUUUCCUGAAGAAUAAACCGGGCAUAUAGCACUUGGAGUGCACCAGA